GUUCAUUCUGUCCCGCGUCUGAACCAAGCCGCUCCCAAAUAUGCCGUCAUACCUUGUCACCGGAGCCUCUCGAGGCAUUGGCUGGGAACUCUUCCGCCAGCUGGCGAGCAAUGCCGACAACACGGUGAUCGGUCUGGUGCGCAACAAGGCGGAGACCGAGAAGAAAGUCACCGACGAGUUUCCGGCCGGCGGGGACCGUCUCCAUAUCAUUCAAGGGGAUAUUACCGACUAUGCCUCCCUUCAGGCCGCAGCCACCGAAACCGCCCAGAUCACCGGCGGAGGGCUCGACUACCUGAUCGCCAACGCCGGCGUCGUCUCGCACUUUGACGCCUACGACCCCAUCGGAGUCCUAGGCCAGAACCCCACCGCACUCGAGGAAGAGCUCACGCACCUAUUCAAAGUCAACGUGGUCGGCAACAUCCACCUCUUCAACGUCUUCAUCCCGCUCAUCCAGCGCGGCACGGCCAAGAAGGUCAUCGCCAUCUCCAGCGGCCAGGCGGCCCUGGACAUGAUCCCCAAGCUCAAGAUCGAGGUCGCCUCGCUGUACGCCAUCAGCAAGGCGGCGCUCAACACCGCCGUGGCCAAGUUCGGCGUGCAGUACGCCAAGGAGGGCAUUCUGUUUCUGAGCGUCUGCCCCGGGAUGGUGGAUACGGGGCAUUAUGUUGAUGCGACCCCGGAACAGAUGCAGGGCCUGAUGGCCAUGCUGGGCUCCUUUGUCGAGUAUGCCCCGCAUUUCAAGGGGCCGGCGACCACCGAGGCGGCGGUGAAGGAUGUGCUCGCCGUGGUGGAGAAGGCGAGUGUCGAGAAGGGGGACGCCGGCGCCUUUGUGUCGCAUUAUGGGAAUCAGCAGUGGCUGUAGAUUGGUUGCUGUGUGUAUGAUUGGGGACCGGCGCGAUCAUGCCACUCGGUUACGACGCCAGCUUUUGUUUGCGCUUAUCUAUCUC
Messenger RNA from Aspergillus japonicus CBS 114.51, 944 nucleotides. Its product is annotated as NAD(P)-binding protein. Gene Ontology annotation, molecular function: oxidoreductase activity, acting on the CH-OH group of donors, NAD or NADP as acceptor. Lineage: Eukaryota; Fungi; Ascomycota; Eurotiomycetes; Eurotiales; Aspergillaceae. The record is from RefSeq and is a predicted model, not a curated record. The transcript is spliced from 5 exons. The coding region runs from base 41 to 859 and encodes 272 amino acids.